AUGAACCAAUUCUUAUUUGUUUUACUAUUGAUAGGCGUAAUGUGUUCUGAUUUAGAAAGUACAAUAAAAGAAGUAAAAUGUUAAUAAAUAAGUAGAUGAGACAAAGUGAAUUUGGUCGAUCUUUUUUAGAGAAAAUCUAAAUGAAUGAUCCAGUUGAGAAAAUAAUAAGAGACAUAGCAAAUUUUUAUAAUAAUGUAGAUAGAAGAUUAGAAGAGGGAGUAUAACAGUUCAAAUAAUCACAAGAGAUAUGUAAUUAAGAGAUAAAAGAAUUAAAGAAUAAUGAUGAAGAAUUGAAUCGUAAAUUAGUAAUUGAAUAAAACACAAUAUAUAUAGAGAGAUAUAUAAAUAACAAGAGCAAGAAAAUAACCUCGUUAUGAUUUGAUAAUUCAUAGAUUCCAUUAGAAAAAUAAGAUGAGAUAAGAAUUAGAUCAUUAAGAAACUAGAUAUAUGGAGUUAAGAGAAGCAGAAUAAUCAUUUUUUAAUUAUAAUUAAGAUUAAUUGGAUAAAGCUAUGGUAGUUAUUGUAGAGAUAAGGAAUAAAUUUAUAGCUUAUUUAUCUUAGAGAUAGAAUAGAUAAAGAAAAGCAGCUGUUAGAGAUAAUUAAUAUUGGGAUGAUGAUGAAACUCCAUUUAAUAAUGAUGAUGAUGAUGAUUAUGAUGAAGAAGAAGAAGAGAGAUAACAUAAUGAAAAAUAUGCUUUUAUUUAAAUUAUUGUAGCCAUAUAAAGAGUAAAAGGAGGAUUAGAAAUGGUAUGAAUAUAUAAUUAAAUAUUUAGAAUGGAGUUACUUAAUUGGUUUAAGGAAUUGAAGAUCUAUGUUAAUAAAUGCAUGAUAUAAAAGAAGGGAAUAUUAUUUAUGAUGAUUCUGAAGAAACUUUAAAUAAAUUAGCUAGUUAAGUUAUUGAUAUUACAGCCAGUAUUUUAGAUUGGAUUGCAUAAGUAAAAAGAAGAGAAGAAAAAGCUGAUGAUAGUAAAGGAGAUCUUAUUAUCUAAACUUUAAAAUUAAUAAAUAAAUAAAAAUAAUAAGCUGAUGUUGAAAUAUCACAAUUAGCAAAUGAAUCUGCUGCUUUAAGUUAAUAAUUAAAUUCAUUAGAAUAAAGUGAAGAUUUGACUAAAUUCUCUAUUACUAAUAAUAAAGAUUUAUUAUCAACUAAAAUUGAAAUGUGUAAUGAUUAAGAAUUUGCAUAUAAAUUAGAAAAAAGAUAAUUGUAUAUAAUUAAUUUACGUUAGGGAAGAAUAAUUGAAUACAGUUGGUUUACUCUUAGAAGCUAUGGAAUAAAAAGGAGGAUAAUUUAAAAGAGUUAUGAAAACAUUAGAAGGAGUAGCAGAUUACAAAUGAUUUAUAAAUAAUCAAUUAUUUUAUUAUAAAUUAAA
This is a messenger RNA of Paramecium sonneborni, 1370 nucleotides long. NCBI's taxonomy places the organism in Eukaryota, Ciliophora, Oligohymenophorea, Peniculida, Parameciidae. The record is from the annotation of a GenBank genome assembly.